AUGGAAAUUGAAAACAAUCUUGGUAUUGGUGAUAUGCCUUACUAUUAUAGAUUUGUAAAUGAGAUUAAAGAUAAUAAACUUUCUUGGUUAGAUAUAAAUUUGGACAUUCCUUACAAAUUAAAUAACUCUAUUUUUGAAGCAAUAAGACUUAAUGAAUUAUUGGCUACUAGUACAGAAAUAUGUAAAAAUAAAACUAUUCUUGAUGAAACUUAUGAUGAUUAUUAUUAUUGUUGGGAUGAAAAAUAUUUCAAUGAUAAAAAAUUAUCAAGAAAAGCAGUAUAUUUUUCUGGCCACAAUGAAACAAAGAUUUUAUUUGGUCAAAGAUUAAAAAUAAUUCAAUGGUAUGCAUUUUUAAUGGAAAAUAAUCCUGUCAUUGAUACAUUACCUGGAGACACAAAUUUUAAGGCUGUCGAUGAGAUGGCAAAUGGAAAUCUUGAUGUAGGAAGUAUGAUAUCAAUUUUUCAUAAUGAUAUAUUAUUGAUAACAAGACUUGAACCAUAUUCAGAUAAAUUUAUCGAUAAAGAAGCAGCUUAUUUUAAAGCUAUUGAUAUUAUUGAAUAUUUAUUGCCAUUUUUAAAAACAAAAUUUUUACAAAUUGAAAUAAAAAUUGGUGGAAAAAAUACUUCCGACAUUAUAUUUAAAUGGUACUCUUUAUUAUACAAAUUACAUUUUAAAUAUAACUUCAAAAUUUUUGGUGCAAACUCCAAUGGAUAUUGUAAUCGAAAUUACAAAGGAAAUUGUAUAUAUCAUGUUAGUUUUGUUAAAGAUAAUUAUACUACGAAUGUUCCAAUAUUUGGAUUUGGAAGUAACGAUGAAGAAAGGAAAAGAUUAAUAGCAUAUAUUUAUCAACUUCCAUCUCAAUGCAAACAGCCACUGGCUUGUAAUUCCUGUUAUAAAGGAAAUACCUCCAAUAGUGACAUAAACACUAAUGAUGGUAGUUAUUUAAGUAAUGAAGAACUACUGAAAUCAUUAAUGAGCGAAGAAAAAUGUACUAUUAUUGAUUUUAGAGAAAUGACAUGGAGAAUGAUAGAUAUCAUUUUAAAUGACUGCCAAAGAAUAAAGAGACUAGCCUUGAAAAUACAUGUAUGGUUUGGUGAAGAAGGUAAAAACUAUAGAAGAUAUUAUGGAUACUUCAAAAAACUAGAAAAAUGUGGCCUCGACAUAUUCUUACACAGUAAUCCAAACCCAUAUACUUUUGUAAUAAUACUUUACCGUUCUGUUAAUUAA
Messenger RNA from Strongyloides ratti, 1227 nucleotides. RefSeq lists its product as hypothetical. The transcript is spliced from 4 exons. The coding region runs from base 1 to 1227 and encodes 408 amino acids. NCBI's taxonomy places the organism in Eukaryota, Metazoa, Nematoda, Chromadorea, Rhabditida, Strongyloididae. The record is from RefSeq and is a predicted model, not a curated record.